This is a messenger RNA of Puccinia graminis f. sp. tritici CRL 75-36-700-3, 1514 nucleotides long. RefSeq lists its product as uncharacterized. The transcript is spliced from 4 exons. The record is from RefSeq and is a predicted model, not a curated record. The coding region runs from base 1 to 1431 and encodes 476 amino acids. Lineage: Eukaryota; Fungi; Basidiomycota; Pucciniomycetes; Pucciniales; Pucciniaceae.
AUGGCAAAGAACGUCAUUCCACUCGCAGUUUUCCUCUUCUCUUGCGUUCCAGAUUCCCAUCAGACCUUCGGUUUUUUUACCGCCGCCUAUCCUGGCGGUCCUCCCGGCCCUCCCGGCCCUCCUGGUGCUCCCGGUCAACUCAUGCCAUACCCGGGAGGAGGCAUCGGAGGAAAGGUCCAUCAGGUCUUGGCCACUCUCCAAGGCGGCGGACCCGAUCCAACCAAAGCAGCUAACGGCAACACGCCGGGUGCAGGCGUGACCGUGACUGCAGUCAAGUGUCCUUGUGAAAAUGGAGGCCCUCCAGGUCCCGGCGGCACCUCUGACAAAGGAGCUGCUCCUCCACCAAUCUCAUCUGGUGCCCCUCCAGUUUCCUCAGGUGGACCACCACCAAUCUCUUCAGGUGGACCUCCGCCAGUUUCCUCUGGCGCACCUCCGCCCGUUUCAUCAGGCGGAUCCCCCCCAGGCUCUGGGGGUGGACCUCCGCCAGUCUCUUCGGGUGGAACUCCGCCAUCCUCUCCAGGUGGACCCCCGCCGGUCUCUUCCGGUGGGACCCCGCCGGUCUCUUCUGGUGGAACCCCGCCGGUCUCUUCUGGUGGAACUCCAGCGGUCUCUUCAGGGGCACCUCCGUCAGCCUCUCCGGGUGGCAAACCGGGAGACAAGGCGAAACCUCAAGAUACGCCUUCAAAGGGAGACGCACCGCCUUCAGUUUCUUCGGGUGGACCUGCUCCAGCCCCGCCAGCCGAUGGAUCUGGAGGAGGAAAGUCAAAACCUAAAGACGUGGCCACACCUUCCAAGGGGGACGAAAAACCUAAAGACGCGCCUGCAUCUCCCAAGGCGGGCGACUCCGAAGAUAAACCCACCACACCAUCGGUCUCCUCGGGAGGAUCGCCUCCCCCAGUCUCAUCAGGCGAAGGCGACAAGUCAAAGCCAAAAGAUGCACCCUCGAAGUCCGACAAAGAUCUUCCACCUCCAGUCUCAUCCGGCGGUGGCACGCCAGGAGGAAAGCCAAAACCGAAAGACGCAUCUACGCCUCCAAAGGGGGACUCCGAAGAUAAACCCUCAACCCCUUCGGUUUCCUCGGGCGGAGCCCCUCCCCCAGGUGAUGACAAGGAAAAUAAGCCUAAGGAUGCACCUUCCAAGGCGGCCGACAAACCUGCAGCUCCGGCAGCUGGGGACAAGAAGGAAGGCAGUCCAACUGUCAGUUCUGCCAAGGACUCUUCGACACCGCCAGCCCCCUCCGGGGGUGAUGCUGAAGAAGAUGCACCCGAUGAGGAAUCUUCUAGCACACCACCAGCAGACGCCCCACCACCAGCCGCAGACAAUGGCACCAAGACUUCCGACGGAUCGCCUGCAGGGCCAAUUACGGCUGCCGUAGGACACAAAUCUUUGGCAAUUGGACUAGUCGCUAUCGGAACGAUGUUGAUAUUGUAAACUCCAAUGGAUGGCUUGGAGAAGCUCUCACUGCAGGACCAGUGCGACUGGAAAAAAUCCCAGUCGACAAGAAUGGCGCGUUG